AUGGGCACCGUGCCGACGAUCGCACCUAAGGGCUGGCACUCUCGAGAAAUUAAAUUGCCUAGUGUCGCUGAACUUUUGAACGGCCAACCCCCAGUGUCGUCUUUUCCUUCAACUGGUCUCGAUCAAAGGCACGGGGCAUCCAGGUCGAAUGAUCUCCCGAUACUUCCCAACAUCCAUCGAGUCCUCCCACAGAUUCCAGAGCUGGUGAAGGAAGUCGAGGCUCCAAUUCUGGAAGGGAGUCCCAAAAAGGCCUGUCCAUCACCUCCAAAUCAGCUUCCAUCGCCAGCGUUCACGUUCACUGCAGCUACUCCGGCUUGUUCAACUUCCGCUGACGUUGAACAUGAUUUCGAAGGAUCGUUGGAAGACUUGCUCAAACCGGCAGAGCCCGACUUCCUCAGUCUCCAUCAUUGCAUAUCUGAGUUGCUGGAUACCUCUGUUAAGCCCGCCUAUAAACAAGGCUGGUAUCGUCCACACUCACCAGGCAAUGAAGUCAGUCACAAGCUAGAGGACAAAAUUCGGGGGUUAGACAGGGAUAGCCUCGUCCAGACUUUCUUCUCCCGAAAUGAAGAACGCAUACCAUAUGGAGAAAGGGUAACUAUUCCGAAGAGAUUAACCGAUGAGAGAGCUGCCUCUGAGAUCCCAAGCUUGAUCAUUGAAGCUGAUCCAGUGGCCCUGGCUAGACGGAAGAGGAACAAGGAAUCCUCGGAAAAUCACAAAGAAGUGGAAAAAAAGCGGCGUGACCAGCAUCGAAAGUUGCAAAAGCAAAGUCACCUUCGCUGUGGUGACGUUGUAGCUGAAUGCGGUGACGAACACGCAAGGGAACAAAAGGCUUCAACCAGAAGUCAAAGCGCUAAGGGCCCGGGGAAAGAUGAGCAACUGUGGGCAGCCAUCUAUGCUCAAGAGCUUGCAGCCAGAGUGGUUCAAUCUGAACACGAUAGACGCAAAAGGGCCGAAAAGAUCAUUCGAGUGUUACUCCAAUUCAUCCGUCGGCAGAUGAACCCCAAUCUCGGAGCUCAGGAGGAACAAGAUCGUUUUGACUUCAUGCAUUCAACCUCACUGCGUCUCCCAACCUGUGUGGGCAAGAGGAGAUUCCAGAUUGACUCAGACGGCGAGGCCCAGCGAGGCCCAGCAGAAAAUGCCAGCACGGACAGUGAAAGCGGCUAUAGUCGAAGCUCGUCAUCAUGUAGCCUCUGGAAGCGGCGACGAGGACUUCCUCAAGACGAAUGCCGCUCAAUGACGAUGCAGAGCAUUUCGCCCUCGCCGACAGCUAGCCCGGACGAGACAAAAGCUUUCAUCUCUAAUGUCAUUCUCGACACAGAGCAUUGA
Rhinocladiella mackenziei CBS 650.93 is the source of this 1326-nucleotide messenger RNA. RefSeq lists its product as uncharacterized. The transcript has a single exon. The record is from RefSeq and is a predicted model, not a curated record. NCBI's taxonomy places the organism in Eukaryota, Fungi, Ascomycota, Eurotiomycetes, Chaetothyriales, Herpotrichiellaceae. The coding region runs from base 1 to 1326 and encodes 441 amino acids.